Paramecium tetraurelia is the source of this 1665-nucleotide messenger RNA. RefSeq lists its product as uncharacterized. The transcript is spliced from 2 exons. NCBI's taxonomy places the organism in Eukaryota, Ciliophora, Oligohymenophorea, Peniculida, Parameciidae. The record is from RefSeq and is a predicted model, not a curated record.
AUGCAAUAUGAACAAAAACCACUCAAUGUUAAACUCGCAUAAUAAAUUGACCUAUUAUCAACUGAUUUAGAUCACAUCCUCUCUCUGACCAAAAUCAGAGGCAAGGAUAUCCCCUAUUCUCGGAUUUGCCAAUAUUGCAAAUUUAAUCAUGACUAUGACACCCACCAUAACCUAGUAAUGAAACAAUACUCAGAAGCAUAAUUUAUAUCAGAUUUGAUAGCAGAGCAUGACACCCUUUUUUAAAUCUGCAAUUGGGCGCAUUAAAGUCUUAAUAAUUAAAAUCUGAAAGAGUAAGAUUUAGCCUGGUUUCACAUACUUUAAAAUUAAUUUCACCUGGUUCAAAAUUUUUUGAAGGAUGAAGAAAAAUGCAUCCUAAAUUCCUUAAAACCUUAUGGAGUUGGACAAUAUUUAUUCGAUUUCAUGCAGUUAUCAACAUAUCAAAAUGAAAAUUGGGUCUUGGCCUUGGAAACUCUCCAUCAAGCGACGACGAGUCGAGUUUCAAAUACGAACAACAAAUUAUAUAAAUGGGCAACUUGUCAAAGUAUACCUUGGUGUACAGAUAUCUCUAAAUUUGAUGAAAAUCUGUGGCUCAAUAUUAGAGCUGAAUUGUUUUGUAAGGUGAUGACUAGACAUUCAGAAAUCUAUCCUAAAAUGAUGAAAUGCAUCAAUUUUGGAAUCAAUAAGCCAUAUUUGUGGACACCAAAAUACUAUGAAUUAAAUUAUGAAGACAUGGGUCUAGGUAUUGAAACAAUAGGUAAAAGGUUUAUUAUUGAAAUCAUUAAGUAUUUAACAUAAAAAUCUAAUGCUUUUCAACUAGUUGAAUUGAUCGAAGAUGCUAUUACUGCUUUGUCAAAUAUUUCUCAGAAUCAAUAAUUUGUCAAUCUUAGAGCUAAUUGUUUUUAUAAAAUAGCUAUAAUGAUUAGUGACUUGUUGGAUAUCGAUGAAUAAGAUGAGUGCUAAUUCUCGUAAUUGAUUAAAAGGAUUAUUGAAUUUAUAGAAGCAGAGAACCUUGACUUUGUAGUAAAAUAAAAAAUUCUGAUCCAUUUAUUAAGUUUCUUAACAAGACUAUCUAUGUAUAAUUAAUUCAUUUGCCAAAUGUGCUAAAACAUCAUUAAUUAUUUAGGAGAUUCACUGGGCUCUAUUUUACAAUUAUUUAUUGAUUAUAAGUUCGAUAAAGCUUUAAUCACUAAAAUUGUAUUCAAUUAAUUUACAAAAUUAAGUCCAAUACAAUAAAAUGAAAUAAUAUCUUCAUCAUUUUCUAAAUACUUUGAUUACGACCAAAAAAAGUCCUAUAUACUUGAAUUGGUUCCUUACAUUAUUAAGAACAUUGAACUGUUCAAAAACACAUCUGUAGAAUUAUUCUAAGAAUAUCCUGAGAUAGGUGAUUUCCAUGACCUAUAUUUACAUGUCUAUAUCACUCAGGAUUAUGGAAGAAUGAAAACCAUGAUUUAAGAACAAUAAAUUCCGUUUUAAUGGUUUUCAAAAUAUAUUACAUUCAUACUUGAGAACCCUCAUUUAGAAUAAAAAGAAAUAUGCGAGGUCAUGAAUGCCAUAGAUAUUAACAGUGUACUAUUUGACAGUCUAGAGAAUAAAGUAUAUCUUUUAGCAUUAAUUGCCAAGAAAUUAACAUUAUUUAAAACAUUUAUUAAUUAUUUGCUCAAGUGA